Piliocolobus tephrosceles (Ugandan red Colobus) is the source of this 3368-nucleotide messenger RNA. RefSeq names its product methyltransferase like 25 (gene METTL25). The transcript is spliced from 10 exons. Lineage: Eukaryota; Metazoa; Chordata; Mammalia; Primates; Cercopithecidae. The coding region runs from base 32 to 1633 and encodes 533 amino acids. The record is from RefSeq and is a predicted model, not a curated record.
GCGCCACCUACAGCCUGGGAGGGUGAGCGUCAUGGCGGCUUCUUGCCCUCUCCCGGUGACCCCGGACCUGCCCACGUUGCGUGCCAAGUUGCAGGGACUGCUGCAGUUCCUGAACGAUGCCUUGUCCAUUUCCAAUGCACAUACCGUGGAUUUCUACACAGAAUCCGUGUGGGAGGAGCUAGUCGACUUGACCCCGGAGACGGUGCUGGCUGCCCUGAGGAAGUCAGCGUCGGAGGCGGAGGCCCGGCCCCCAGAGACGCGCCGCCUGGUGGAAGCAGAGGGUAAAGCAGGUGUGACUGAUUUUCCCAAAAUAUUUUGUGAAAAUUCUCAGAAGUUGGUGAGUGUGGAAGCCUUUGCUCUGGCUGCGAAAUACUAUUCCGUACAAAACUUGGGAAUAUGUACUCCUUUUGAACAGUUGCUUGUAGCCCUUCGAGGAAAUCAAAACCAGAGAAUUGGUGAAACUCAGAAGGCAGUUGAGUUUAUGAAUAUGAAGAAAUCUCAUGAAGUUCAGGCAAUGUCAGAGCUGAUCAGCAGUAUUGCUGACUACUAUGGAAUAAAACAGGUGAUUGACUUGGGUUCCGGUAAAGGCUACCUAAGCUCCUUUUUGUCCUUGAAGUAUGGCUUUAAAGUUUAUGGAAUUGAUUCCUCAAAUACCAAUACUCAUGGAGCUGAGGAGAGAAACAGAAAAUUGAAGAAACAUUGGAAACUCUGUCAUGCUCAGUCAAGAUUAGAUGUCAAUGGACUAGCAUUAAAAAUGGCAAAAGAAAGGAAAGUGCAAAAAGAAGUUAAAAAUAAAGCUGAUAUUGAGGAAGUGUUUAAAAACAGUCUUACAAAUCAAGAAAAGAUGUCUGCCUCAGAUAUUUCACCUCAUUUUUCUGGCUCUGUAAUUUCUAAUAUCAGAAACCAAAUGGAAACCCUUCAUUCUCAACCACAUCAAGAAGAAAAUUUGUGUUUUGAAAAUUCUUUUUCUCUUAUAAACCUUUUGCCUAUUAAUGCCAUAGAGCCUACUUCUUCACAGCAAAUACCCAACAGAGAAACAUCUGAAGCCAAUAAAGAGAGAAGAAAAAUGACAUCAAAGUCAAGUGAAUCAAAUGUAUAUUCACCUUUAACCUCUUUUAUCACUGCUGAUUCAGAACUCCAUGACAUUAUUAAAGAUUUGGAGGAUUGUUUGAUGGUAGGUCUACACACUUGCGGUGAUCUGGCUCCAAAUACUUUGAGAAUAUUUACCUCCAAGUCUGAAAUCAGGGGAGUUUGCAGUGUGGGUUGUUGCUACCACCUCUUAUCUGAAGAAUUUGAAAACCGACAUAAAGAACGUACUCAGGAAAAGUGGGGAUUUCCAAUGUGCCACUAUUUAAAGGAAGAGAGAUGGUGCUGUGGUCGUAAUGCCAGAAUGUCAGCAUGUUUGGCAUUGGAGCGGGUUGCAGCUGGCCAAGGGCUGCCUACUGAAUCACUCUUCUAUCGUGCUGUUCUUCAGGAUAUUAUUAAAGAUUGUUAUGGCAUCACCAAAUGUGAUCGGCAUGUUGGUAAAAUUUAUUCCAAAUGUUCUUCAUUUGUGGAUUAUGUCAGACGGUCUCUAAAGAAGCUUGGAUUAGAUGAGUCCAAGAAGAUCACAGUGAUACUAAUCUUUGGAUAACUUCCUCUAUCAACCUGAGAAUAUCAGGAACACUUCAGCCUCCUUGCCACUGGCUGUGUCUUCCUUGACUUUUUUGACAGGAUCUGCUGAUGCCUUCACCUUCACAUCCACUUACUUUAGUUCUUAAGUCAAUUAUGUCCUAACCAAGAACCUUCAGUCCCACAAUCAAGUGGUGAGAACUACCUCAGUUGCUAACCCAUCUUCUCGUCACAUAUGAUGUGGGGAGGGUCUCUGAACAACUGUGUCUGUAAUCCACUCAUCCAACCCACACUCUGAAAGUUACAGUAUAUGGUCCUCCUUUGCUUGUCUAGAACCCCCUUAUAUAGAUUUACUUUUAAAAACAAAUUGAAUAAAUAAAUACAUGGAGGAGAAGAGACAAAUGUCCUAUGUAAAAGAGUUCCAAAUAAUUUAUAUAGAUAUUUCCUCCUCAAGGAGAUAGAGCAAAACUCCCCAUUCUUUAAGUGUGGCCUGUGCAUAGUGACUUUUUUCCAAAAAGCAUAGUAUGUGAAGGGGGGAAAAAGAGGAACUUUCCAGUGAAGAACCUGACAAACAGAAUCUCAGCCAAGUAAUCAAGGUCAACAUGAACAGUGAUAAUUCAUGUUGAUAGUAUGUACUCUUGUUAUAAGGUGAGGAAUAUGGUACUUUAUUCCUAUGGUGGUUCUUUCAAAAGCCUAUCCCCACUCUAUUUAUGAGAAAAGUAUCUGACAAAUCCUGGUGGAGAAACAUUCUACAAAAUACCUGAACAGUACUUCUCAAAACUGUCAAGGUCUGCAAAUCAAGACAAGUUUGAGAAACUGUCAAAGCCAAGAGGACUAAUUGCAGUGUGGGUUCCCUGGAUGGGAUUCUAUACCUGGAAAAGGACAUUAAAUAAAAACUCAGGAAAUUUGAAUGUAAUGUGGACUUUAGUUAAUAAUAAUGUAUCAAUACUGGUUCACUAAUUCUAACAAAUAUACCAUAUUGUAAAAUGUUAACAAUAGGAGAAAAGAGUAUAUAGUAUAUGGAAAUUCUCUGUCCUAUUUUCAAAAUUUCUGUAAUAUGAAACUGUUAUAAAAUAUAUUUAUUUUUUAGAAGCAACAUGAGAUAAUUAAUGUUUACCAAACCUUUGCUUUGUGCCAGGCACUGUGCUAAAAGCUUUGUUUAUAUUAUCUCAUUGAAUACUAAGGAUGGCCGUAUGAAAUAAGUGAUAUUAUUAUUGUUUUGUAGAUGAGAAAAUUGAGACACAGGUUAAGUGGAUUUCUUUAGCCCAAAAUCUAGGAAAUUGGGGAGGAAGGAUUCUAAUCCAGGCUGUUUAACUCUAGAACUCAUGCUUCUGUUUGUCAUGCUUAUAUAACUUAUUAACAGACAUUGAGCACAAGAAUGCUUGUUUGGCAUUUUUUCAAAACUAGCAAUCAUCAGGCAAACAAUAAACCUACGAGAAAAAAAUAAAGAGAAAAUUCAUGCUUGUCAACAGACAAAAUAAAUAUACUUCUAAAACAGAUUAAGGAAUUAAAGUUUGAAAUAAAGGCAGAAGAAAAUCAAGGAAUGAUGAAUUGUACUAAAGAGUUAAAGAAGAUUUGCUUGUAUCCAGGACUUUAAUUUGUGAAAGUCUGGCUGAUAGGAUGAAAUUGGUCAAAUGUAUGAAACAUUUUGGGUACUAAGACAUAUACUGUCUAACGCAUAGAAUAUAUUAGAGUUAAAAUCACUGUCAACAAACUACAAGGAAAGUGGGAAGAAAAAAGAAAAAAAAAAAAAAAAA